UUGAAAUCUUCUGAAUAUUUUUUCCUCUCUAGCUUUAACCCAUAUUAUGCUGCUCAUUCAGCUCAAAUCACUUUAUUACUACUCCAUCCAUGGAACAAAAAUGUCCGAAAAGAACCACAACACUUGUAGCCUUAAUCUUAUUAUUAUCCUUAACAACCUUACUUCCUCUGUUCUGGCCUGACCAUGGGGAAGUGAGAGAUGUGGACACCAUCAUCAAGAUGAUGGAAGCCGAAGGCGGCGGCGACUGCGACAUCUUGGCCGGGGAAUGGGUUCCGAAUCCGGACGCUCCGUAUUACACCAACGCCACGUGCUGGGCGAUCCACGAGCACCAGAACUGCAUGAAGUACGGGCGGCCCGAUGACGGGUUCAUGAAGUGGAGGUGGCAGCCGGACGGCUGCGAUUUGCCGGUGUUUGACCCGUACCAGUUCUUGGAUACGGUCCGGAACAAGUCUCUGGCCUUCGUCGGAGACUCUAUCGGAAGAAACCAUAUGCAGUCAUUGAUUUGCCUCUUGUCUCGGGUAGAAUAUCCCAUUGAUGUUUCAACAUCUAAAGACGAAAAUUUCAAACAGUGGAGGUAUACAACAUUCAACUUCACCAUGGCAACAUUUUGGUCACCAUUCUUGGUGAAGGCCAAAGAGGCCGAUUUAGAUGGUCCAACCCACACCGGCUUAUUCAAUCUCUACCUUGACCAGGCCAAUGAGGAGUGGACAACUCAAAUUGAGAAAUUCGACUAUGUCAUCAUAAAUGCCGCACACUGGUUCUACCGUCCCAGCAUCUACUUCGAGAACAACAAAAGAAUUGGGUGUCGUUAUUGUUUGAUAAAAAAUGUGACUGACCUCCCAAUGUCUUACGGCUAUCGAAAAGCUCUCAAGACCACUUUUAAAACUAUAAACAAUCUAAAGAACUUUAAAGGUGUAACAUUUUUAAGGACUUUUGCACCGGCACACUUUGAAGGUGGGGAGUGGAACAAUGGUGGAAAUUGUUUAAGGCAAACGCCACUUAGAAGCAAUGAAACACUUCUGGAGGGAGCAAAUUUGGAAAUGUACUUGAUCAUAAUGGAGGAAUUUAGUGUAGCAGAAAGGGAAGGAAAGAUGAAAGGGUUGAAAUAUAAGUUGUUGGACGUGACAUAUGCUAUGCUAUUGAGACCAGACGGUCAUCCUAGUCGAUAUGGGCAUUGGCCACAAGAGAAUGUAGUGUUGUACAAUGAUUGUGUACAUUGGUGUCUCCCUGGUCCUAUAGAUUCUUGGAGUGAUUUCCUUCUUCAUGCUUUGAAGAUGGAGGGUAGAAUGAGAGGACAAUGAAUUUUUUUUUUGGG
Cuscuta europaea is the source of this 1315-nucleotide messenger RNA. The record is from the annotation of a GenBank genome assembly. NCBI's taxonomy places the organism in Eukaryota, Viridiplantae, Streptophyta, Magnoliopsida, Solanales, Convolvulaceae.